Molecule: messenger RNA, 3651 nt
Organism: Gregarina niphandrodes
Lineage: Eukaryota; Apicomplexa; Conoidasida; Eugregarinorida; Gregarinidae
Product: DNA-directed RNA polymerase
Exons: 1
Biological process (GO): DNA-templated transcription
Cellular component (GO): RNA polymerase I complex
Molecular function (GO): DNA-directed RNA polymerase activity; DNA binding
Source: RefSeq, a predicted model, not a curated record
AUGUCUUUUGACGCCAAUGGUGUGAUAUGCACGGAUAUUAACAAGGCGUCGUUUCAGCUGUUGAGCGAGGAAGAUGUGAAGAAAACAGCGGUGUGUCGCAUAUUUUCUACAGUAAUCUAUGACGGUGAGCAAGCGAAGUUGGGUGGUAUCCACGACCCGCGACUGGGUCCGAUGGAUUCGGAGCCUCGUCGUGGGGACCCAUCAUGUGUGACUUGUGGCGGUCGGGACGACUGCCCGGGUCACUUGGGUUACAUUCAGUUGUACCAGCCGUUGUAUCAUCCGUUGUUUAUGCCGACAUUGGUUCGGUUGUUGAAGGGUACAUGUUUGCUAUGUCGACGGUUGAAGAUUGAUCCGGGUCUGGCCACCAUGUACCUGAAGAAGUUCCAAAUGGUCCAGAUGGGUGCGUUACAGAUGUUGGAGGAGUUUGAGCAGUUGUCCAGUAUGUCAUCUGGAGGCCGCUACGAGCAGAGUUCUUUAGCCGAACGACGGGUAGAAAUGCGUCGCUUGCUGGCGGAUAUGAAGGUCUUGGAGGAAAAACAACGGAAGGAAGGCAAGCUACUGAACCUGGAGGAGGAUAUAAGUGUUAGUUCAUCCAGUAUCGAGAACUGGAGGCGUAUAACGCGGGAUUUAUACGACCGUUGUGCUCAGUCACAUUGUACACAUUGUGGACGUAAAUUCAGUUCAGUUAUUCACAAAAAGGACCUCGAUUCGAACGUCGAGAUUCAAUGGAACUUUGAUGCCGACUGUCCAGUGGACCGUAAUAUCCUGCUUAAGAUGCUGGAUGCACAGGAAGAGAUUGAGCGAGUAGGUGACGACUCUAUCGGGACAGUGCGCGAUGCCAGAAACGUGGCCAACAUAGAUGACGAAGAGAUUGCAAAGGACCACCAAACUCUCGGACGACGAGGCCGGUCGAUGGGUGCAGUCAAUUUGCAAGCCUACCAGAUAUACCCAAUUAUGCGAGACCUGUAUAAUUCCCCGGACCGUCCGUUGUUGCACUUUCUGAUUCCGGCAACGGCUAAGCAUGGAGCGCGAUUUUUCUUCAUGAAUGUCAUUCCGGUGAGCAGCAACAAAUUCCGGCCCAAGGCGAAGAGUCUAGGCUUCGGGUCUUCAGCGGACGCGGGCGCCAAGGCAGAUGAAGAAGGCGGCAUUUUACACCCUCGCUCGGCAGCACUUCUGGAGAUUUUACAAGAGAACGCUAAGAUAGGAUUUGCCUUAGGGGCAUUGCGUUACUUCGACCCAGAGGCUCACUUUGCGAAGGAUGAGGGCUCGCUUGACGCUGCCUUUUCAAUGAAGGAUAAGGACGGUGUUAAAAAGGCUAUCGAAGACCAUAAGGGCAACUACUCGUUGCUGCAUCAGUACUGUCGCCAAACACAGGAGAAGAUAAACGCCUAUAUCGACAGCACCAAGACCAACACUAGGAAUCCACCACCGGCUAUCCGGCAAUGGAUGGAGAAAAAGAGCGGCGCGAUUCGACAGAAAAUGAUGGGCAAACGGGUUAACUUUGCCGCGCGUACAACCAUUGCACCAGACGCACAGAUUAAUACUAAUGAGAUCGGUAUUCCCAUCCCCUUCGCGAUGAAGUUAAGCAUUGCGGAACAUGCUGUACCACACAAUGUGGAUUUGCUGUGCAAGUUGAUAAUGAAUGGGAGCAAAACAUACCCAGGUUGUAACAUGAUAAUUGAGCCAUCCGGACGCAGGUUGGACCUUACGCGGCGCGAGCUGACAGAGAGUCAGAAGCGGAUGCAGUGUAAGUUGUUGCGGAACCAUGUGCAGCACCAGAUGCACAGUGCACAAAACAGUCACGAUCUGACUAAGCCAUACACCGUGUUACGACAUCUAAGGGAUGGCGACGUAGUGAUUAUGAACCGACAACCUUCGCUACAUAGGGCUUCGAUGAUGGCGCACUUUGUGCGUGUGCUUACUGGUCAAAAGACAUUCCGCCUUCAUUACGCUAAUUGUAACUCGUAUAACGCCGACUUCGAUGGUGACGAAAUGAACCUGCACUGCGCACAAGACCCAACUGCCCGCGCAGAGGCGGCCCUUAUCUGUAAUGCCGACUGCAACUACACUGUCGCCAAGUCGGGCGAACCACUGCGCGGUCUGAUUCAGGAUCACGUGUUGGGCGGCAACUUCCUGACAAUCCGAGGCACCUUUCUCACACGACCGCAAUAUUUUGCUUUAGUCUACGUGGGAGUUGCUUCCUUCACGGACAAGGGUGAGAAACUCGAUCUGGACAACGGCAAAGUUGUCAGUUCUGAAUUCUCUGCAGGUGACCCCUACGCGAGAGCAUUGGGCGCCCGCAACCUCCGCAUAGUCGUCGAGGAACCCACCAUCUGGAAACCGGAGCCGCUCUGGACGGGUAAGCAGGUCAUUAACUCUAUUCUCAAGACCCUCAUUGACUCGGUCGCCGUGCUCGAAUAUGGCCGAAAGGCCGACGGUACCGCGAAUCAGGCCUUUCUGAAACGUUACCGCGGCAUCAACCUCGUGAGCAAGGCUAAAACACCGGGUGACGCUUGGAUGGGCCGGCUCGGGACCGAUAAAGAAGAACAGAUCGUCAUCAUCCGCAACAGCGAGCUGGUGCAAGGCGUCUUCGACAAGGCCCAGAUUGGCGCCGCAAGUUACGGUCUCGUGCACCUUUGCUACGAGCUCUUCGGACCCCGUGUGGCAGGUAUGUUGCUGUCCGUGUUCGCACGUGUGUUCAGCUCCUAUCUACAAAUUCGCGGCUUCUCCUGCUCCUCGGGCGACUUCCAAAUGACGCUGGAAGGCGAGAAGGCGCGACAGCGCAUGAUUGCACGCUGUACCGCCGCCGGUACGCUUCUCCAGGAACAGUUCAUCGACUCCGUGUACCAACAUAUGCACUGGCGAGAGAACAUUGAAAACGCCUCUGGCGUCCAGUCCAAGUAUGUACACGUUGGCAAGGCACUCAGUUCCGCCCUUGCCGCCAGCAAACAUCAGGCUGGCACUCUGGCCACGUCCUAUGUGAAGGAACGAUACCAACAGUUCGUCAAGACCGAGCAAAUAAACCAGUUUGUCACGGUAGACGGCCUGCUCAACAAAGACCCCCAAAACGUUAGGCUCAAAAACACCACCGUACCGCCCCACUGGCCCGCAGAUCCCUCCAAGUCGGCCGAAUCGCAGCAGAACUCGCCCUGGCUCACCGAGGCGCAAAGGUCAGAGUUCCGCGACCAGGGCACUGCCGGCUUUGGUGACCAACUGGUGGCUGAAGAGGACCUAAUUCAGAGCAAGGCGGGAUCAAGCAAAACGGGGUUAAGGAAGGCGACGGAGGAGCAUUCCGCGGUAAUGAAGGCGGUGGACUGCGACACGUCCAGUUCGUGGAACGUAUCGCGUUCCCUGCACCUGAUUCCGAAGCAGCCGGACUGGCGACUGGGCGACGUGAAGAAGAUGUAUCAGUGGAUGCUGGGUCAGCUGUCGAAGUUGAAGGCAAUGGGUGCUAGUGACAAGGACACACGGCAGUUCCUUUUGCAGGGUUUUACGACCGUGCCGGAACUGGCGAUUUACUUCCCGGAGUUGGCCAAGGUUGUGGGCACGCGGAAGAUGUGGGCAGGUGAGCGAUUGGAGGAUCGGCUAGUGGUCGCGGCGGCAGCUCGUCUGACAGGCACGGUGCCGCCGCCGGCUCCGUUGGGACGACUG